This is a messenger RNA of Neodiprion fabricii, 957 nucleotides long. RefSeq lists its product as uncharacterized. The transcript has 4 exons. Lineage: Eukaryota; Metazoa; Arthropoda; Insecta; Hymenoptera; Diprionidae. Bases 208 to 957 code for a protein of 249 amino acids. The record is from RefSeq and is a predicted model, not a curated record.
GGGGAGCUGCGAAACGAUCGCAGCGCGCGGGGUGGCGAGUAGUGAGUUGAGCCAGCGUGUGUUGUGAUAGCAUUUUGUAUGAGAAACAAUAGACGGUAUGUGGAAUUACACUUGUUGUGUUGUUAACUGCAAAAAUAACGGUAAAACUAGUGAUUGUAUAUUUUACAAGUUUCCAACUGCAUCACAUAAAAUAGUUCAAAGGCAAAAAUGGAUUGCUGCUGUGAAAAGAAAAAAAAAAAAUCAGAUGAUCCUGCGAGUCCAAGCUACGCGCCAACUCUAUUCCCUCCAGUUUAUCAUGCAAAGCAAGUAAAUGAAAGAGCUGUUUCGAGCAGGUACAAUCGACUCAUGAACCGAAGAAAGACUCUUCACAAGCGUAACAUCGGAGUGAAUUGUGAUACUGGAAAUCAAGUUAAUAACGACCCCAACAAUGUUGUCAAUAAUAGUGGACGUGAACCUAUGGAUAUAAGCAGUGCCGAAGUAAUUUUAAAAAGUGAUCAAGAGUGUCAAGUAGAUUUUGUAAGUUCUGCUGGUAUCGAUUUAAUUUUUUUAGUGAAAAUAAAAACUGGACUGACAUUUUCAGCCAUAGCAAUUUUCUUUGGUUUACAUCGGUCAACUAUCUCCAAGAUAUUCUUUUCAACUUUACAAUAUUUGAAUUCGUCAACUGCAAAUUUAGUGUUUUGGCCAAGUAGAGCUGCCGUACAGAAAACUAUGCCGGAAUGUUUUAAACCUCAGUACUCUAAUACUCGGGUUAUCAUAGACUGCACUGAAUUCAAGAUAGAUGUUCCGUCAAGUGUUGACGACCGUAUUUACUGUUACUUUCAUUAUAAGAAAGGUUUUACAGCAAAAGUACUAAUUGGAAUCACACCAUCUGGGUUCAUCUGUUUCAAAUCGAAAGUUGCUGGCGGUAGAAAAGGUGAUUCCCAAUUAACCAAUCAACUAUUGAAUCGAAUUUGGUAG